Selaginella moellendorffii is the source of this 1437-nucleotide messenger RNA. RefSeq names its product galactoside 2-alpha-L-fucosyltransferase-like. The transcript has 2 exons. NCBI's taxonomy places the organism in Eukaryota, Viridiplantae, Streptophyta, Lycopodiopsida, Selaginellales, Selaginellaceae. Gene Ontology annotation, biological process: cell wall biogenesis; xyloglucan biosynthetic process. Gene Ontology annotation, molecular function: galactoside 2-alpha-L-fucosyltransferase activity. The coding region runs from base 1 to 1437 and encodes 478 amino acids. Gene Ontology annotation, cellular component: Golgi apparatus; membrane. The record is from RefSeq and is a predicted model, not a curated record.
AUGAAGCAAAUGAAAGGAAGAUUGCUUAUAUUUAUUAUAUUUUGUGUGCUCAUCUUUGCUCUUUACUUCCCUGUGUUUGAUUUGAUAUUGAAAAAGCAAAAGUUUUUGCAAUACCUUCGCCAAAAUCAUCAACAAUUUGAUCACACAGCUUUUAAUGGUUUACUUCUUGGUAAAGGAAGGGAUGAUCAUUGCAAGUCCCGUCUCGAACAGCACCACUAUCGGAGGAAAAGCUCACAAUAUGUGCCAUCACCAUACCUUCUCAAAAGGCUUCGAGCAUAUGAAGAACUCCAUGCUCAUUGUACUCAUGACUAUGUUGAAGCUUUCCAUCAUUUUAGAAGUAAUACUAGUGAUUCCCGGUGUAAGUUUAUAGUGUGGAAAAGUUAUAGUGGUCUCGGGAACAAGAUUAUCUCCAUCACUGCUACUUUUGCCUAUGCUUUAUUGACAAAUAGAGUUUUGCUGAUUGAGCCAGGGCCAGAGAAUUACAUGGCACAACUAUUUUGCGAGCCUUUUCCUACCAGUUCUUGGUUUCUCUCCACAGAUUUUCCAAUUUAUUUGUUCAAUCAUGCCAAGCAUAGACUUCAGUUUGAUAAUUGUAAGGGUGAUCUCAAAGUUCAAGGGUAUGGUUUGAUUGAAAUUAUUGAUAGUUUUGAUGGUCUUGGAGAUAAGUUUUUCUGUGAGCACGAGCAGCAGAUGUUAAGUGAGAAAAUCCCAUGGUUGGCAAUCGUUGUUAAUCUUUAUUUCAUUCCAAGCCUGUACAACGUUCCAAGUUUCAAGUUAGAACUAGAUAUGUUAUUUCCAGAGCAAGAGACUGUGUUUCACCACCUUGGAAGGUAUUUGUUUCAUCCCUCAAAUCAAGUUUGGAGUAGAACGGUGAGAAUUUAUGAGGAUUACAUGGCUAAUGCAAGUAAAGUGGUUGGUAUUCAAAUGAGAUUGCUAGAGCACCUUGGAUCUGGUCAUGAACAUUUUCUAAACAAGAUGAUCGACUGUGCUCAAGACAAUGGCCUCCUUCCAAAAUCCAUCAAGUCCAACAAUUCAACUCAAGCUUCUAGAAUUCCCACACAAUUCAUUACUGCUAUAGUGACUUCACUUGAUGGGAUGUACUUUAAGAGCCAAGAGAAUGAGCAAAAGGUUGAUAAUCAAGAGCAUGAAGAGAAAGCACUUGCAGAGAUGUUUUUGCUUUCUUUCUGUGAUGAGCUAAUAACAAGUCCUGGAUCAACUUUUGGAUAUGUUGGCCACGGCCUUGCAGGAAUAAAGCCUUGGAUCCUUGAUAACAAGAAGAACUGCUCUAAGAUGGUGUCACUUGAGCCUUGCUUCCAUGCGAAAGUUACAUAUGGAUGUAAGUGUAUGCCUCCAAAGGAUGCUCUUAGUGUUCAACAUAAUAUUCAAAGCUGCCAAGAUGUUACUUGGGGAAUUCAGUUAAAAUCAAUAAUAUUGUAA